AUGAUACCGAUUGUGCGGGUGAUACUGCAGGCACUGACCAUGCUGCAGCUGUGCCUCUGCCACAUUUCGCUAUUUCCACUGGCAGAGGAAAUGGAAGAAGACUUUCUGGCAAAAGCAGAGGCUGGUGAGUGGGUUGAUUUGCACGUAUUCGACGGACAGUGGCCCAAGAGGCCUGAGCACGUGACCGAGAAGGAGCGCACGAUUGCGGACGGGGAGAUCCCCCAAUAUGUGCUGGACCACUGCCCGUUGGUACAUCUGUAUAGCGAGGAAAUCUAUAUGCCUUCCGAUGUGAAAGAAUUUGUGCAGCACGUCAGGGUCGAAGACAAGCGGGGCAACGAAGUCCGGAGAGGGCCGCUGGACAUCGCUACCAGUUUUGCCGGGCUAGCUGGGGAGGACACCAGUGAUCUUUACCUGACUGCACUAGAGGACUUCAGCCAGAAUCCCAACUGGCUCCUUGGGUACGCUCCAGACUAUGGCACAGGUCGUAUUUCCAAUGGCCCAUCCGUGUUGAUUGUGGUCGACAAGGGUAAUGGAUGGGUAGAUGCUUUCUGGUUUUACUUUUAUCCCUUCAACCUUGGUCCGUUUAUCAUGGGUGCUGGGCCGUGGGGAAACCACGUCGGCGACUGGGAGCACUCGCUCGUGCGCUUUUUGAACGGCAAACCGCAGUAUCUUUGGAUGAGCGCCCACGGCAGCGGCAGCGGAUACGUCUACGAUGCUGUGGAGAAGAAAGAUCAUUGGAGGGUCGUUGAUGGUGAACUGCAGCGCACGGUGCUGAAGAGGCCGCUAAUAUUCAGCUCGCGAGGUACGCACGCAAAUUAUGCCUCUAUUGGACAGCAUGCACACGACGUGCCAUUUUUCUUUAGCCCGCUCAGUGACUUCACCGACAGGGGCCCACUGUGGGAUCCGUCCAUGAAUUUCUAUGCUUAUACAUUUGAUGGUACAACGGUCACCCCAUAUAGCAAGCGGGAACGCGAACUGGGUACCGAUUGGCUUUAUUACAAUGGGAGAUGGGGCGACAAGCAACUCAUUUGGUCAGACAAGCGUCAACACUGGUGUCUGCUACAAUGGAGAUAUAUAGAUGGGCCUUAUGGUCCCCUCAAGAAGAACCUCCAGCGCACGGGGCUCUGUCAAAGGGGCAGGUGGUGGACUUUCCAUCAGGGAUGUCCUAUCCGCCGGAUGAUAAAACGCGGCCAAGGAUUGGAUGCCGAACGGAAUGAUCUUGUGGGAGACAACUGUGGCAUUGCACUUUACAAGAUCAGACCUAAGUGGUUAAGAGCGCUUCUUCGGCUGAUUACUUGGCAGGGGCUGUUCUGUACCUUUAUGGAUUACUUCACUGGCUGA
Molecule: messenger RNA, 1341 nt
Organism: Eremothecium gossypii ATCC 10895
Lineage: Eukaryota; Fungi; Ascomycota; Saccharomycetes; Saccharomycetales; Saccharomycetaceae
Product: AFR324Wp
Exons: 1
Coding region: 1-1341 (446 amino acids)
Source: RefSeq, marked provisional